This is a messenger RNA of Emiliania huxleyi CCMP1516, 2109 nucleotides long. RefSeq lists its product as hypothetical. The coding region runs from base 1 to 2109 and encodes 702 amino acids. The transcript is spliced from 4 exons. Lineage: Eukaryota; Haptophyta; Isochrysidales; Noelaerhabdaceae. The record is from RefSeq and is a predicted model, not a curated record. Gene Ontology annotation, molecular function: protein binding.
AUGGUCGCCCUCCUCGACCUCGAAGCAGAUCUGCUCGCGCACAUCGCCCGCCGCGGCGGCGCGUCAGUGCUGUGCGCCAUGGCGCAGACGAGCCAACAGCUUCGAGCACCGAUCAUCGCAGCCGGCGACGAAAUGUGGCGGGAGUUCGCGUUGGCGAGGUUCCCUUGCCUCAAGAGCUUGCUGGAGCUCGUGCCAACGUCACUAUCUUUCAAGUCGAUAUACCGAAAGCAACUUGCCGCUGUUUCACCAGAGCCGCCGCCCAGCUUCCCGGACCUACCUGCGUACGUCUUCUCCGUCGAGCUCGCAGUGCCCGCCCUCGACUGGAGCGCAGCGUGGAGCGCGCCUGUCACCAGCUUCACAGAGGGCUGGGACCGGAUCUGCAACCCUCAGCCCUGGACCGACGCAACGCGGCCGGCUUGGCUGACGGAGGCCUUGGCAGAUCUGGACACGCCAUGGGAGCAGCGGGAGGACGGAAAGGGCUUGUACUCGAUGAUGCUCUCCAUUUUCGCGACGAGGCGCCGAGACCUUUCCUCCUUCCGCAUGUUCCACUUCUCGGGACUCGAUCAGCUUGGCAUUUGCAUUGUAGAGAACGGUACCAUCUGCUAUGAAACAGAGGCUCUGCCAGAGAAGGAGGGACUCGUCAACUAUCACGACUUUGACGGAUAUGGUCACCAAGGGCCGCCCUUUCCCUACCAUGAAAUCAUGCCGUGUUUGCACCUUGCGACUGGCCACGUCGACCUCGGAAUCAGUGCCGGGAUGGACGUCGAGUUUGCAAAGAAGUACUUCACGAUCGGCGCCCCAUGGCCCGAGGCUGUUCCAGCCCGCCAGUGCCUCUGCGAGCUCGACAGCGGAGCGAGGACGGCCUGCGGCGGAAAGGCGGGAGGGGCGGCGCAGUCGGCGCAGGCCACCCCCUACCACUGCGACAGCAUCCCAGCAGCCAUGCUCGCCGUGAAGCGCGCCUUCGAGGGCAGGAGCUCGGCGGCGGAGGAGCCGCCUCCGAAGCCAACCACCACGCGAGGCGGCCUUCAGGUUCGCUUCACCGCAAAGCUGACCGAAGCGCUCGAGCUCGUGAGCCGCUCGCCGCGAGGCCUGCUCGCCGCCGCCACCAUCGGCGGCUCGGUCACCUUUGUGGACGGCUCGGACCUGUCGUUGCUCGGCGCGACCGAGGAGCUGCACGAGGACCCGCCGAAUGCGGUCGCGUGGGCGGCCGGCGGCGAGACCCUGCUGCUGGCAGGCGAGGACGGGAUCGCACGCGUGGUGAGUGUGGCGAGCCGGUCGGUAGUCCGAUCGCACGCCGUGCGAGAGGAGCCCGAGGCGGGCAAGCGGCCGCGAUGCCACCCCGUCUCCCGCCUGGCGGUGCUCGGGGACGGCGCCUUUGAGUUCUCCGCCUCGUUUGUCGCCGCCGCGGGCCGGGUCGCGCACUGCUACCGCCUCUCCGACGGCACGCUCGAGCACGUCUGCGAGCUCGCCUCGCCCGUCCACGCCCUCUGCGCCGCGCCGCGCGGAGAGCCGCUCCACUGGGCGUACGCCUUGGCGGUCAAGGGGUGUGUGCGGCUCGUCUCUCGCGCCGGGGCGACGGUGCAUGAGCUGCAGAUCGGCAGCGUCGUGCGCUCGCUGGCGAGCAGCGGGCAGUGGCUCGCGGCGGCGGAGUACGACGGCACGCUCAAGCUGUGGGGCCUCUCCCCCGUGACCAGCCCGCUCACGCUGCGCGGCUACUGCGGCACCGACGGCAAGGACGUGCAGUGGAGCGCCGACGGCGGAGGGCUCGCCGCAAGCGGCAGCCAGGCGGUCGUCUUUGACUUCACGGGCGCUCAGCCGCCGCACCCGUACCGCUCGCAGCCGUGGCGGCCGGCGGCCGGCAAGCCCGACUCUGUCCCGCGGGGCCUGGUGCGCGUGUGGCAGCCUCGCAGCCUGCCGCUGCGCAAGGGCGGGCAGGGCAACCCCACCCAGCCACAGCUGAUGAAGCCGCAGCUGUACACCUUUGUGCGGCAGGACGCGACCCACCCGUCCGGCGAGGCGGCCGAGCCAUGCGCGCUGCUGUGGCUGGCCGAGGACACCGUCGCGGUGGGCUACGCCUCGGGGGAGAUCGUCGCCUUCCAGGUGACGUGA